GAGUAGUACAAAAUAAUUUACUUCCAUGUUUAUUGUGAUGCGACACCAUAAAUUCUUGCAUUAAACUUUUAUCACAAGUAAAAUUUUAUAUUUUUAUAUCAUCAUUUUAAUUUUUAUUUUUAUAAUUACGGAUAAUGGGAUUAGGAAUUUUUCGAUGGAAGAUAUUAUUGAUUAUUUUGUCAGUUUUACUUUUUUGGCAAUCCUCGAAAAUAUGGUUAAAUUAUACACAAGGAAAAUCUGGCAUAAAAGCACAGCUUCAGGACAAUCAACCAGUAACGUUAAGCCAAAAAGAUGAGGGAAAUGCACAAAAAGUACACAUAGCUAUUUAUUAUGAAGCUCUAUGUCCAGAUUCACGCAGUUUUUUUAUAAAACAGUUAUUACCAACAUAUCAUAGAAUUCCAGAUAAUGUACAAAUAGAAUUUAUACCAUAUGGAAAAGCUAUGACAUUGAAAACAGAAGAUGGAUAUGAAUUUAAAUGUCAACAUGGACCUAUUGAAUGUGCAGCAAAUAUUAUUCAUGCAUGUUCUAUAGAUAUUUUGAAGAAUUCUUCCAUUAAAUUAGAAUAUCUAUCUUGUAUGAUUAAAAAUAACAUGAUACCAAAAAAGAUUAUGGAAACCUGUGCAAAAAAAAUGAAUAUAGACUAUAAUCCUAUACUUAAGUGUUAUAAUGAAGAAAAAGGUAAAAAACUUUUGGCUGAAUAUGGAAAAUUAACAAAUGUAUUAAUACCAAGAAUUUCUUUCAUACCAACUGUUAUAAUAAAUGGGAGUUCAGAGAAUCAGGCAAGGAUAUUAAAAAUAUUACAAGAAGUAUGUUUACAUUUUAAGAUUAUUCCAGAAGGUUGUAUACUAUAAAAACAUGCAAAAAAU
Messenger RNA from Apis florea (little honeybee), 866 nucleotides. Its product is annotated as gamma-interferon-inducible lysosomal thiol reductase. The record is from RefSeq and is a predicted model, not a curated record. NCBI's taxonomy places the organism in Eukaryota, Metazoa, Arthropoda, Insecta, Hymenoptera, Apidae. Gene Ontology annotation, molecular function: oxidoreductase activity, acting on a sulfur group of donors, disulfide as acceptor.